Messenger RNA from Trichoderma aggressivum f. europaeum, 1806 nucleotides. RefSeq names its product CAZyme family GH95. The record is from RefSeq and is a predicted model, not a curated record. Bases 1 to 1806 code for a protein of 601 amino acids. Gene Ontology annotation, molecular function: alpha-L-fucosidase activity. Gene Ontology annotation, biological process: carbohydrate metabolic process. NCBI's taxonomy places the organism in Eukaryota, Fungi, Ascomycota, Sordariomycetes, Hypocreales, Hypocreaceae. The transcript has a single exon.
AUGAAUAGCGACACGAGUCCAUCGCGGCAUCUUCAGAUCCAUUACUCAGCUCCAGCCACACAAUGGUCAGAAGCCCUACCCAUUGGCAACGGCCGUCUAGGUGCUGUUGUAUAUGGGAGGACUGAGGUAGAGCUGAUGCAGCUCAACGAAAACUCGGUGUGGUAUGGAGGCCCUCAAGAGAGGACACCGCCGGAUGCUUAUCGUAUGCUGCCCAAACUUCGACAAUUGGUUCGAGAAGAGAAGCACUCGGAGGCUGAGGCUUUAGUCAAGGAAUGCUUUUUUGCAAGUCCCGCAAGCAUGCGUCACUACGAGCCGAUGGGCACCGCAACACUGGAAUUCAACCACAAGAAUAUCGCUGAUUAUCGGCGUUGCCUCGAUUUGGCUACUUCGCAGGUUUCUGUUCAGUAUACGGUCGAUGGCAUCUCUUAUCAUCGAGAUGUUAUCGCCUCAUACCCUGACAAUGCAUUACUUUUACGAUUCACUGCUUCAAGAAGUACUCGUUUCAUCGUGCGCCUGGACCGGCUGAGCGAUAACGACACCGAAACGAACGUCUAUGCCGACACCAUCACAGUUUCUGGUUCCCACAUUGUGGUUCACGCAACUCCGGGAGGAAUGAAUAGCAAUCGAUUGUGUUCUGUUCUUGGAGUUGUCUGCGACGAUGGCGGCACCAUUGAGGCCAUCGGAAACUGCCUUGUCAUUGACUCUGCCUCCUGUAGAGUCGGCAUCGCUGCACAGACAACAUUCCGUCAUGCUGACCCCGAAGUCGUCGCCCUGACUCAGAUCGAUCAGGCCCUGGCGCGGCCGUGGGAUGAAGUAGUGGAGAGGCAUAGGACAGAUUAUUCUAAGCUUUUCAACCGGAUGAGCCUGAGAAUGUGGCCAGACGCUUGUGACUUGCCAACAGACCAGCGCCUUCGAAGCUGUAGGGACCCUGGCCUUGUCGCCUUAUAUCACAACUAUGGCCGAUACCUGCUUAUUUCAUGUAGUCGGAAGGGCUACAAAGCACUACCAGCAACGCUUCAAGGCAUCUGGAACCCGAGCUUUGCCCCGCCGUGGGGAUCAAAAUAUACUAUCAACAUCAACACGCAGAUGAACUACUGGCCUGUUGGCCCGUGUAGUCCAAUCGAUGAUUGCUCGAUUCCACUGUUGAAUCUUUUGGAACGAAUGUCAGUCCGAGGUCGCAAAACGGCCAAGGUCAUGUAUGGCUGCCGAGGUUGGUGUGCACAUCACAACACCGACAUUUGGGCCGAUACGAACCCUCAAGAUCGUUGCAUGUCAGCCACUAUCUGGCCCCUUGGAGGUCUCUGGUUAUCGACAACGCUAAUGGAUGCUCUCAAGUAUCAAUAUGACAAGGCGCUACACAAUCGCUUAUUCCGCAUUCACGAGGGUGCUGUGCAGUUUGUUCUCGACUUUAUGAUACCCUCCAAAUGCGGUUCAUAUCUAGUCACAAACCCCUCACUCUCUCCAGAGAAUACUUUUGUCUCGAAGUCGGGAAAUGAGGGCAUAUUCUGCGAAGGAUCUACCAUAGAUAUGACUCUUAUCAAGCUAGCUUUAACGCAGUAUAUUUGGAGUUCAGGGCGACUGUCAGACGUAAACCACUCUCUCAAGGGGCCUGUUGAGGCAGCGUUGACUAGAAUUCAACCUCUUACACUUAAUCAAGAGGGAUUAAUUCAGGAGUGGGGUCUUGAUGACUACGAAGAAGUUGAACCCGGGCAUCGCCAUGUAUCACAUCUCUUUGGCUUAUACCCCGGAGAUCUGAUACACCCUACGCAAAGUCCAGAACUCGCUGCUGCGGCCCAAAAAGUGUGA